AGGCGGAGAACAAUAUGGUGGAUGGCGAGGAGCCGGAGAAGAAAAGAAGGAGAAUAGAGGAGCUGCUGGCUGAGAAACUGGCUGUUGAUGGUGGGUGUGGGGACACUGGAGACUGGGAAGGUCGCUGGAACCAUGUAAAGAAGUUCCUCGAGCGAUCUGGACCCUUCACACACCCUGAUUUCGAACCGAGCACUGAAUCUCUCCAGUUUUUGUUAGAUACAUGUAAAGUUCUAGUCAUUGGAGCUGGCGGCUUAGGAUGUGAGCUCCUGAAAAACCUGGCCUUGUCUGGUUUUAGACAGAUUCACGUUAUAGACAUGGACACUAUAGAUGUUUCCAAUCUGAAUAGGCAAUUUUUAUUUAGGCCUAAAGAUGUUGGAAGACCUAAGGCUGAAGUUGCUGCAGAAUUUCUAAAUGACAGAGUUCCUAAUUGCAAUGUAGUUCCACAUUUCAACAAGAUUCAGGAUUUUGACAACACUUUCUAUCGACAAUUUCAUAUAAUUGUAUGUGGACUGGACUCCAUCAUAGCCAGAAGAUGGAUAAAUGGCAUGCUGAUAUCUCUUCUAAAUUAUGAAGAUGGUGUAUUAGAUCCAAGCUCCAUUGUCCCUUUGAUAGAUGGAGGGACAGAAGGUUUUAAAGGAAAUGCCCGGGUGAUUCUACCUGGAAUGACUGCUUGUAUUGAAUGCACGCUGGAACUAUAUCUACCACAGGUUAAUUUUCCCAUGUGCACCAUUGCAUCGAUGCCCUGGCUACCAGAACACUGUAUUGAGUAUGUCAGGAUAUUGCAGUGGCCUAAGGAGCAGCCUUUUGGAGAAGGGGUUCCAUUAGAUGGUGAUGACCCUGAUCAUAUUCAGUGGAUUUUCCAAAAAGCCCUGGAAAGAGCAUCACAAUAUAAUAUUAGAGGUGUUACAUAUAGACUCACUCAAGGAGUAGUAAAACGAAUCAUUCCUGCAGUAUCUUCCACAAAUGCAGUCAUUGCAGCUGUGUGUGCCACUGAGGUUUUUAAAAUAGCCACAAGCGCAUAUAUUCCCCUUAAUAAUUACUUGGUUUUCAACGAUGUAGAUGGACUAUACACAUAUACAUUUGAAGCAGAGAGAAAGGAAAACUGCCCAGCUUGCAGCCAGCUUCCUCAAAACAUUCAGUUUUCUCCAUCAGCUAAACUGCAGGAGGUUUUGGAUUAUCUCACCAAUAGUGCUUCUCUGCAGAUGAAAUCUCCAGCUAUCACAGCCACAUUAGAGGGCAAAAAUAGAACACUUUACUUACAGUCAGUAAUCUCUAUUGAAGAACGAACAAGGCCAAAUCUCUCCAAGACAUUGAAAGAAUUGGGACUCGUUGAUGGACAAGAACUGGCAGUUGCUGAUGUCACCACACCACAGACUGUACUAUUCAAACUUCAUUUUACUUCUUAAGGAAAAUAAAUCUGCACAUAAUAGAAAACUCAUGAAAAUAUUAUACUUUGUGGAUGCUAAGAAAUAUAAUUGAUGUCAUUUUUAGCAUUA
This is a messenger RNA of Dama dama (fallow deer), 1496 nucleotides long. RefSeq names its product NEDD8-activating enzyme E1 catalytic subunit-like. Gene Ontology annotation, cellular component: cytoplasm; nucleus. The transcript has a single exon. Gene Ontology annotation, molecular function: NEDD8 activating enzyme activity. The record is from RefSeq and is a predicted model, not a curated record. NCBI's taxonomy places the organism in Eukaryota, Metazoa, Chordata, Mammalia, Artiodactyla, Cervidae. Gene Ontology annotation, biological process: protein neddylation. The coding region runs from base 15 to 1406 and encodes 463 amino acids.